Guillardia theta CCMP2712 is the source of this 1035-nucleotide messenger RNA. RefSeq lists its product as hypothetical. The transcript has 12 exons. Lineage: Eukaryota; Cryptophyceae; Pyrenomonadales; Geminigeraceae. The annotation marks the transcript as partial. The record is from RefSeq and is a predicted model, not a curated record.
UUUGAUCCAUCAAUCGCGAGGAAACGACUGGAUGAGAUGUGGAGGCUCUUUAUCAAUUUUGGAGAAGAAAGAGAUCCGUACCAAGUUCACCUGGACCAAGUAGCUGACCGGUAUAUCCUAACCAAGGGAUUUCAGCUGAUACGCGACGAGUUGAUGUUGGGUGAUGAAAGUCAUCGUUCGACUUGUCAAGCAUGCUCGGCCGACUUGACAUUGCCAUCCGUCAUCACGACCUGCGGAUAUACCAACUGCGGUGAUCGCAUCUGUCAAAAUGCAGUCAAAGCAUACACGAGGACGGUUGCCAGCCGUUUUGCCUCUUUGACUGAAGUUGGAGAAAGCAAACCUGAAAUCUUCUGCCCGACAGGAGGAGGAACAGACUCUGGAGCCACUCUUGCUCAUGUAACUGUCGCUCAUCAGAUAGACAAGUCGAUUAGAGAUCAGUUGUAUAACGGCAACCCGCGCUCAUUCAUCCUUGUCAACAUCGACAUCAACACGCACUGUGGUCAUUCAGAACAGGGUGGGACGGUCACAUAUGGGAAGGCGCAGGAGUCCAACUACAGGGAGGCGAGAGCUGCCUGUGGUGCUAUCGCGGGUUUGUUGAGCAAGUACGAUGGAAAGAAUGGCGUGCAUGUUCGUCUUCGCGCAGACUUGGGGGAGGAUAAUUUCGAAUUUCUCACCAAGAACAAGGUUCUAGCGGAUGAUGGCUCGGAAGUGACCAUGUUGGUUGCCGCGUGCAUCGUUGCCGUACAGGGGAUGAGAAAUACUCUCAAGGCACUUGCGCAGAACGAGCUUGACGAGCGAGGCGUUGGGCAUGUUACAGCCUGUGUCGACGUCAAUAACAUGGGAGCUGAUGAGUGUUUGAUAUACUGCGCAAGGGGAACUGUCUUCAAUGGUAAGAUCAUGGAGCAAGGCUUGGGAACCGAAGCGUCAAAAUACAUCGCAAAGAUGUCCUGUGGGGCAGAUGGCAAGAAGAGAGUGAAGCUGUUUUAUGGAGAUGAACAACUGAUGAGAUCAGCAAGUUUUCAAAGUAAUUCCUGA